UUUCCCAGCAGAGCACCUGGGUUGGUCCCGAAGCCUCCAGCCACCUGCCCACACCUCUCUGGGGCAGCCAUGAAGUCCUUCGUCCUGCUCUUUUGCCUGGCUCAGCUCUGCCACUGCCUCUCUCUCCCAAAUGGCCUAAGUCCGGCUUACAGGCAACUGAACUGUGAUGACCCCGAAACAGAGCAAGCAGCCCUGUUGGCCGUGGACUACAUCAACAGCCACAUUCAUCAGGGCUACAAGCACGUCUUGAACCAAAUUGACAAAGUGCAGGUGUGGGCUCAGCCCACGGGAGAGUCGUUUAAGCUUGAAAUAGACACUCUGGAAACCACCUGCCAUGCACUGGACCCCACGCCCUUGGCAAACUGCUCCGUGAGGCAGCUGACCCAGCACGCUGUGGAAGGAGACUGUGACGUCCGACUGCUCAAACAGAACGGCCAGUUUUCCGUGUCGUUUGUAAAAUGUAAAUCCAGCCCAGACUCGGCCGAGGACGUGCGCAAGGUGUGCCUAGACUGCCCCCUGCUGGCCCCGCUUAACGACACCAGGGUGGUGCACGCCGUGGAGGCUGCGCUGGCCGCCUUCAACGCUCAGAAUAAUGGCGCCUAUUUUCAGCUUGUGGAAAUUUCUCGGGCUCAACUUGUGCCUCUUCCAGUUUCCGUCCAUGUGGAGUUUGCAGUAGCUGCCACUGACUGUGUUGCUAAAGAGGUCAUAGACCCAGCCAAGUGCAACCUGCUGGCGGAAAAGCAAUAUGGCUUCUGUAAGGCGACACUCACAGAGAAGGUUGGUGGGGAAGAUGUUGCUGUGACCUGCACGGUGUUCCAAACACAGCCCGUGGUCCCGCUGCCCCAGCCAGACGGCCCUGAUGUGGGGGUGCCCGGCCCUGUGGCAGACGCAGCUACGCCUGCACCUUCUCCAGCUGACCUGCCUGUAGCUUCCCUGGUGGUGGGACCUGUGGUGGUGGCAGCUCCCCAGCUCCCCCCGCCAGUGCACCGGGCACACUAUGACCUACGCCACGCCUUCGCGGGUGUGGGCUCAGGGGAGUCUGCCUCAGGAGAAGCAUUCCACGUGGAGAAGCCACCCAAGGUGGCACAUCCUAACACUGCUGCUGCCGCUGGUCCAGUGGUCCGCCCUUGCCCGGGGAGAAUCAGAUACUUCAAGAUCUAGGUGAAGGUCAGAGAUGAGAAGGUUUGGCACAGAGAACACAGCCACCGUUUUGUCCAAGUCUGGGUAUGGUGGGGGCCCUGUCUGCUAACAAAGCAAGUUCUCCAUGUGGUCUUGAUUAAUAUCAAGUCUUGACUCCCAAGUUCUCUUCGUUCUUCAGAGGACAGAAGCAGAGCGGGUGAUGGUUAUGUUUGCCAGUAACUUGAUUGUCCUUGUUUUGAUGCUAAGCAGCCACCACUGUAUUCUCUGCCUUCUUUUGACCUCACGAAAACAAUUAGAACUAUGACUUUCAGAGGUGCUCUUGCCAAGCUUAUAUGUGCUUGUUAAUAAAAGUGCCUGAAGGACCUUCCUUAAUAAAGAAGGUUCUGAGCUGAAA
Equus quagga is the source of this 1534-nucleotide messenger RNA. It is a transcript of the gene AHSG, whose product is annotated as alpha 2-HS glycoprotein. Gene Ontology annotation, biological process: negative regulation of endopeptidase activity. The record is from RefSeq and is a predicted model, not a curated record. NCBI's taxonomy places the organism in Eukaryota, Metazoa, Chordata, Mammalia, Perissodactyla, Equidae. Gene Ontology annotation, molecular function: cysteine-type endopeptidase inhibitor activity. Bases 70 to 1161 code for a protein of 363 amino acids. The transcript is spliced from 7 exons. Gene Ontology annotation, cellular component: extracellular region; extracellular matrix; blood microparticle.